AUGGGAGAAGAUCCCUUGAGGCACAACCAGAGCCUUCACUGCCAAUAUCACCAGAAGUGGAGGUAUGCCACUGAGGAUUGCAGAAUUUUGUGGAAUCAUUUGGAGCAAUUGGUCAGAGAAGGAAGGUUACAACAGUUUUUGUAUUGGCCCAAUGGGCAGGGAAACCAAUCAAGGUCAAGGACUCAGGGGAACGCUUCUUUAAGGUCCCCUUUAGGCACAAUUAAUGUCAUCUUCGCUGCAUUUAGGAGGACCGGUUCUCAUCCUUCUAUGGUGAUGUCUGUAGCUCGGCUACCAGUCGAGGACUCUAACUCUAACUCGAAGAGAGCUAGAGUGAAAAUCCAAUCGGCGCUGAGUUUUUCAGACGAGGACAAGAUGGGAACCAUCCAGCUGCAUGAUGAUGCCUUGGUAGUCACCCUCAGAAUAGGAGGAUAUGAUGUGAAGAGGGUAAUGGUGGACCAGGGCAGUGGUGCAGAGAUUAUGUACCUUGAUUUGUACAAAAGGCUGAACUUAAAGCCUGAGGAUCUGACAGCCUAUGAUUCACCUCUGGUGAGCUUUGAUGGGAAAGUUGUCAUCCCAAGGGGUUAG
Messenger RNA from Quercus robur (English oak), 585 nucleotides. RefSeq lists its product as uncharacterized. The record is from RefSeq and is a predicted model, not a curated record. NCBI's taxonomy places the organism in Eukaryota, Viridiplantae, Streptophyta, Magnoliopsida, Fagales, Fagaceae. The coding region runs from base 1 to 585 and encodes 194 amino acids. The transcript has a single exon.